GAGUUAACCACUGUACAGGUCAUGUGACCUAACAAGGGAACGUCAUCAUCAUGGCAGACCACCCGGCUGAGGCAGAUAUCAAACAGAUAUUCAAACGUCUGUUGUCAGUCCCAACAAAUAAGCAAUGCUUUGACUGCAACAGCAACAACCCGACGUGGGCCAGCGUGACCUACGGCGUGUUCCUCUGCAUCGACUGCUCCGCCGUACACAGGUCUCUGGGCGUGCACGUCACUUUUAUACGAUCCACGCAGCUCGACACCAACUGGACAUGGCUGCAGCUCAGGGCCAUGCAAGUUGGUGGGAAUGCCAACGCCAGAGCAUUCUUCAACCAGCAGGGCUGCUCCACGGCCGACGCCCAGAAGAAGUACCACAGCCGCGCUGCCACUCUGUACAGGGACAAGGUCCUUUCUCUGGCCCAGCAUGCCAUGAGGCUGCACGGGACCAAGCCUAUUUUCGAUGCUCAAGAAAAAGGCAAAGGUCAAAAGCUGCACAUUGAGGCUGCCCAGGAGGCGCGCUCCCCAGAGGAGAAGGAGGCCGACUUUUUCUCCGAGCACACCCAGCUGUCUGCGCCCUCCGCCGACUUCUCGACCCCGAUAGAGGACAACGCUCGCCUCGGUGGAGGGGGGAGCAGUAGCACAGGAUCCGCAGCGACUACAGCGCCAGUGAACACCAACGGGAAGCUGAUUGAAGAUCCGACAGCGGGGCCCAACGUGGAGCCAGCUCUGAGCACCUCCCCGACCCAGGCGGCCGUCCAGGUCGAGCCACGGAAGGCCAUCAUCGGGGCCAAGAAGGCGCCGGCCGCAAAGAAAGGAAAAGGCUUGGGUGCUCAGCGAGUGAAGAAAAACUUCACGGAGAUCGAGAGUCGUGCACAGCAGGUGGACAAAGAGAGGGAGGAGCUGGCCAAGAACGUGGCUGUACAGGAGGCUAAGACUAAGGAGGAGCAGGACAAGCAGAUGGCCAACAUGCGACUUGCCUACCAAGACAUGAGCAUCCAGAGGAAGAAAGAGGAAGAGAAACUCUUGAGGAAUGACCCGAAGAAAGCCCAACAGUUUGAGAGGCUUGGAAUGGGAUUUGCAGGAAACAAAGGAAUCAGCCACUCUGCCAUCUCGGACAUGCAGACCAUCCAACAAGAAGCCCCCAGCAACUCCUCGUCGUCGUCGGGCCGACGCGACUACGACUCGUACGGGGAGAAGCCUCGCAGCAACCGACGCGACUUCUUUGACGAUGAAUUCGAGUUUGUUUCCAGCUGGUCUUCUUCCAAAAGGAACGAGGACAGCUUCGGUUCCCAAAAAGACGACUUUGGCAGCGGGGGCUGGGGCAGCAAGAACCGAGGUGGUGGCUGGGACUUUGAGGAAAAGCCGCGCGCCUCGGAGAGCUUCUCUCAGAAAACCUAUGACAAGCCAACGUACAGCCGUAAGACGACACACGAGUCCCAAUCGUCCAGCUCAGGCUCGGGCGACGCGGCCCAGAAGAAGUUUGGCAGCGCCAAGGCCAUCUCGUCGGACCAGUACUUUGGCAACCAGAGUGACAAUUACGAGGUGAAGCAAAACUUGAGCCGCCUGGAGGGCCAAUCGUCCAUCUCCAGCGACGACUUCUUCGGGGGCAGCAGCGGGGGAGGAAGUAGCCGGCGCCAGCAGCAGUCGUACGGAGCCAACGCCCCGGACCUUCAGGACAUCAAGGACGGGGUCAAGCAAGGGGUCACCAAGGUCGCGGGCAAGAUCUCCAGUUUGGCCAACGGGGUCAUGUCCAGCCUUCAGCGAAAAUAAAGGCGUGCAGCAACAGCUGCCCCCCCACUGUAAACUCUGCUCCAGGACCGGUAUGGAUGAUGUGCUCCAAGGUGACUCUAUGGCUAGCUGUAAAAUCUUCGUGUUUGCCCCCCCCCCCUCCGAUCCCCGUCUGUUGGAUCUAGAAGUGGCUGCUGGUUUGCCUCUGACUACAUGGAAGCUGUGACAUUGACAUGGUUUUGUUUUUGUUCAUUUUGGGUUUUUUAUGUGGAGUUUUUUAAUUGUUUGUUUUUGGUUGCUCUUGAGAUAUCUGUGAUCACGGAUACUUUGCCAUGAUUUCCUUCAAUCAUCGGUUACGGAAUUAUGAUAUUCCGGAAAAUCAAUCAAACUCGUAUGGAGUGUACCCCAUUCUGGAUUUCAAAAAGAGAAGAGGGUGUUGGUCAAGAAUAUGAGAUGGGAGUUUGUGUGGCUGAUGUACUGUAGAGAACAUUGAAAAUCUUCCUGCAAAGAUCUAUUUAAAUUCAAUCUCAGAGCAAGAGUUUUUGUACAGUCUGAGCACUGGAACCGACAGCAACUAGAUUGGUUUUUUAAUCUCCAUAACUGCGAGCCGCAUUCUUUUGUAUGGAGUUGUUUUUUUUUUUAAUGAAUUGGGAGGGAGAGAAGAGUGACCAUGUAGAACAGGGACCUGCUGCCAGCUAGCUGUCUGUGAUCGUGUAGAACAGGGACCUGCUGCCAGCUAGCUGUCUGUGACCGUGUAGAACAGGGACUUGCCGUCAGCUAGCUGUCUGUGACCGUGUAGAACAGGGACUUGCCGUCAGCUAGCUGUCUGUGACCGUGUAGAACAGGGACUUGCUGCCAGCUAACUGUCUGUUCUAUGGUAUCAGGCUGAUAUCUUACUGUGAAGGGAAACCGUGGACGGGUAAACAAGUUGGUAAUUUAAUCUUGUGGUGUUUUGUUGGUUUUUCUUUUUUUUGUUCUGUAAUAGAAUAUCUCUAGGUGUACAUCCAUACACUGAGUCAUAGUCGUAGCGACUGAGGAAACAUGCAUUUAAAAAAAAUAUUGAGAA
Molecule: messenger RNA, 2790 nt
Organism: Aplysia californica (California sea hare)
Lineage: Eukaryota; Metazoa; Mollusca; Gastropoda; Aplysiida; Aplysiidae
Product: ADP-ribosylation factor GTPase-activating protein 2
Exons: 14
Coding region: 51-1766 (571 amino acids)
Biological process (GO): COPI coating of Golgi vesicle
Molecular function (GO): GTPase activator activity
Source: RefSeq, a predicted model, not a curated record